Messenger RNA from Suillus subaureus, 2115 nucleotides. RefSeq lists its product as uncharacterized. Gene Ontology annotation, molecular function: protein binding. The transcript is spliced from 4 exons. Lineage: Eukaryota; Fungi; Basidiomycota; Agaricomycetes; Boletales; Suillaceae. The coding region runs from base 314 to 1930 and encodes 538 amino acids. The record is from RefSeq and is a predicted model, not a curated record.
GUCUCUAUUUACACAAAAAUGCACUUUGCCAACUUAUAAGUUAAAGGUUGGCAAUGCUUCAAAAAAAACUUAGUAUGUGCUUCUGAACCGUGUUCUAUUUGGCGGAAGAAGAUGAUUGAAUUCUAAUGCAUGGUGCUGUGUGCGUCUUCUAGAGCACUAUAGUUGCAUACGGAGCGGUUCCAUGCAGAACUUUGUGCUAUAGCUGAAACACGAACCCGUGGGACUUGAUCUAUUAUGUUCGAACAGGGUAAUAUUUAAUGAUUCAAUUGAUUGAUCUUUGUCUAGGACCAGCCAGGACGACAACUCAUAGGACAUGGAUUUCACAAAAUCAGCACCGAGUCUGCACACGCUCCCAGAGGAGAUAUUGUGCUACUUGUUCUCCUUCCUUCGUGCCUCAUCGAUCUUGAACUGUACAUCAACGUGUCGCUACCUUCACAAAGUCCUUGAUAACUCCUCUGCACUGCAGUAUACGAUUGAACUCGAAGCACAAAAAAUGGUGGAGGUUACUGCGCCAGACGCAAUGACAUCUCCUGCAGAACGCUUAGAGAUACUGAGAAACCAAAUGUGUUCCUGGCGAGCGUUUAAGCCCACCAUCAUAGAUCAAUUUCUGCAGCCAGGUGGCGAGGUAUCCGUGUCAUUCGGGCAUUUGUCUACCUGGGAUGAUCGUCCCCAGAUCGCGCAAAUUCGCAUGCUGGACUCAGUCCCUUCGAAGUCCCAGUCAUAUAGGCGCUGGAAUGCAGGCAGUUAUCCGAUGACAAAAGACACUCCUUUCCGAGUCCACAGCGUCUGCAUGGACCCAUCACAAGAUUUAUUUGCUUUUGUGGUACUCGAGCCGAACCACAUGGCAGAAAUCUCUUGCAGGAUUUACUUGGAGACUCUGAGCACGAGCGAGCCGCACCCUUUGGCUGCCAGUGAGAUCCUGACCUCCUUCAAGCCACACAUUUCAGCAAACUGUCACCUUGACCAGACAAGGACAAAGCUCAAAAUCUGGGGGGACUGCAUAGUACUCUUGAACAUCUGCGAUGAAUAUUCUGCAUGUCCUGCAAGAAUGCAGAUUUGGAACUGGCAAGAGAAACAGGACUUCAAGUGUGUCUAUCGAGAACAGGAACCAUACGGCAAGAUGGAUGACUGCUGUAUCGUGAACCGAGAUCACUUGAUCGUAUCAUCUAGAAUGACCGGCCGCCAACUACGCAAACUGAGCAUCUUUUCAUUUUCUGACCUUGGGAGACCUCCAGUCCGCGUUGCGGAGUGUGUCCUACCCUUUCAACCAGAGGCAACAUUCCUGCGGCAUUCUCCAUUUGUAACCAUCAGCCCAGAUAUCUGUCGUUCUAUGACCCCUCAGGAAGCACGCUUCUAUCCAAACGCUAAAAAUCAACUCAUUGCUCUCAACGUUGACGGUCCACCCAGCCUCGUCCUUAUCAUUGACACCGAUAAACUCCUCACUGUCUGCCAAAGCGGCAUACAUACUGAGGGUCAGAGCCCCGUUUUGUCCUGGAAGGAAUGGGGCCCAAACUGUUCGCGAUGCAUUGUAGACCCUGUACCUAACAGCAUUUUCGUCCUGCGUUUGGAAGUCGCCGGCGGUAGAGCAGUCCACGCUACCCCAAAUGAUGUCAGCUGCACAUCUUAUAGCCUGCGCACGUACGACUUCAAUAAGUAUCGCAUGUCGCGUGCCGCAGCUUCCAAGGACUUUCGUGGCUGCAUUAUUACAGAACCAUCGACAGUCAAACACCAACAACUCGAUGAAGACAUUGUAACAAGCCUUCCUUACAUGGUCGUUGUGGACGAGGAACGCAUCGAGACGGCUGCGAGCAUGAUAGAUGUCACUUUCGAUGACGAGAACAUCUUGAUCAUCAAGAGCUCGGAGCAGGAUGAAAACGAAUUUGUAAUCAAUGUUGCUAGGCUCUCCUCUAUGGCUUUGCGGGGGAAAUAGGAUGUAUGGAAUUGUAGAAUUUAUGUCAUUAAAAGGACUGCGAAGCUGCGUCGAACCAAUGUUGGACGUCAUGUUAUUGAGAUUGGUUUAUUAUAGUUUUUGAGUCCUGACCUGCAUAUUCUGUAGUACACGGUGCUAUGCACUGGACAAAAUUAAAUAAAUAAUUGCGGGGUGAAAAAGAAAAA